Messenger RNA from Hypanus sabinus (Atlantic stingray), 2205 nucleotides. RefSeq names its product beta-1 adrenergic receptor-like. The transcript has a single exon. Gene Ontology annotation, molecular function: beta3-adrenergic receptor activity; beta1-adrenergic receptor activity; norepinephrine binding. The record is from RefSeq and is a predicted model, not a curated record. Gene Ontology annotation, cellular component: membrane. Gene Ontology annotation, biological process: positive regulation of heart contraction; adenylate cyclase-activating adrenergic receptor signaling pathway; norepinephrine-epinephrine-mediated vasodilation involved in regulation of systemic arterial blood pressure. Bases 24 to 1250 code for a protein of 408 amino acids. Lineage: Eukaryota; Metazoa; Chordata; Chondrichthyes; Myliobatiformes; Dasyatidae.
UCAGCCUGGCGCCGGCCUCCAGAAUGUGGAGGGUUUCGGCGGCAUCUCUUAACAUCGGCAUGGAAUGGUCCCCAGCUCUGAAUGACACGGCGCAUAACUCCAGUGAAGAGUUGUCCUGGUCCAAACAAUGGGCUCUGGCCGCAGUCUUCACCGUGAUAAUCCUUAUCAUCGUGGUGGGCAACUUGCUGGUCAUUCUGGCCAUCGCCAAGAACCCGCGGCUUCAAACUCUUACCAAUGUCUUCAUUACCUCAUUGGCAUGUGCGGACCUGAUCAUGGGCAUUUUCGUGGUUCCACUGGGGGCCACCAUCGUGGUGACUAACAAGUGGCUCUUGGACUCUCCUUUCUGCGAAUUGUGGACCUCUGUGGACGUGUUGUGCGUCACGGCCAGUAUUGAGACCCUUUGCGUAAUUGCCAUCGACAGGUACGUCGCCAUUACCUCACCCUUGAGGUACAUGAGCCUACUUACCAAAGCCCGGGCCAGGGCUAUUGUGUGUCUGGUCUGGGCUAUUUCGGCCCUAAUCUCCUUCCUGCCCAUCAUGAAUCGCUGGUGGGAGGACUCCGAUCCAGCAGCCCAGAAGUGUUACAGGGAGCCCACCUGCUGUGACUUCGUGACCAACUGGCCUUACGCCAUCCUGUCCUCCACCAUCUCUUUCUACAUCCCACUGCUGGUCAUGAUCUUACUGUACUCCAAGGUCUUCAGCGAAGCCAAAAAACAGAUGAAGAAGAUGGAGAGGAACAAACCGAGGAUAGGUGACAGCCAGCAGCAAAACAAGGCCAACAAGAGGAGACCUUCUAAGCUGCUGGCUCUCAAAGAUCACAAAGCUCUUAAGACGCUGGGGAUCAUCAUGGGGACCUUCACGCUCUGUUGGUUGCCUUUUUUCCUGGCCAAUAUCGUGCAAGUCGUAUCCAGGAACGGAAUUCCAAGGGCACUCUUUCUAUUCUUCAACUGGCUGGGGUAUGUGAACUCUGGCUUUAACCCCUUCAUUUACUGCCGGAGCUCUGACUUUAGAAGAGCCUUCAAAAAGAUAUUAUGCCUCGGCGGGACAGCCGAAGAUCCCGGGCUCCAAGAUUGCAACCCUUACUGCCCGUGCCCUCUUGGGAGGCCGCCAUCCACCCAACCGUCUCCCGGCGUCGAGGAGCCCCCUGAGAACUCUAGCAGCAGCUGGUCUAGCACCAGGAGCGAUAAGACGAAGGCAACUUCCCACCAAGUGAAUGGUGAUACCCAAUACACCUUGGAGUCGGUGCUAUGACGAGUGGGGAAACGAAGAUCAAAGGAAAAUUCCGACCCCUUUGUUCCGUACCUCAAUAACAUUCCCGUGGUGAAAGCUGACAUUCGUGGUCUAUUCCCAUUUUUUUUCCAAAGCACAAUAAACAAGGUCAGAUUAUUACUACUCAAUUUUCCAGCCAUCAGGUCUCUAGUGCCUCGUAGCCGGAAAUUCACUGACAGUUCAAUUGUUUUUGCGGGGUCUGAGGGGUGGUGAUAACACUUCUUCGACAAAUAUUCUCUGAAAAGUCAAGGACAUCACAGGAAAUAGUGAAGAAUUCCCAGUAAAAUAUUGCAGAAUGUUAGAACAGUGUAUAUUAACAGAGGACUAUGCUACGGGCAGUUGUAUUACAAGAUUUUGGUGAACUUUGAAGGCGAGCAUAAUACUUCAGGCUCCAUCUGCAAUGUGUUCUGUAUACAGAUGCGCUGUGUGGCAAUUAAUUGUGUUUCCUGAGAUUUCUUCUUCAGUCAGUCGGAACUGUCAAUAUGAUUGCACUUAUGGAAUGGACUGCAAGAGCAUUUUUUUGCACAAUUGUGAACAGUAAGAUGUCAAAUCUUUGUGUAUUUCUACGCGUGGAAACCCUACUGCCCCGAGGCUAUCUAAGAGCUCAGCUGAAAUCAGACAGCGACUCUUCAAAUCUUAUUUUUAAAACAUCGCUCGUUUACCGCGUUAGGGCGAUGAUUUCUUGGGUGCAAGGCGGGUCUGGGGCCGAGAGUUGGGAAGGAAAAUAUAAGGUUGGUUGAAUUGAUAUAAAUUAACGACGGCUAGCUGCCGGAAGCUCGAUCUUGACUUAUUUUUGUUCCAGCUUUAUAUUAUUGCAGAAUUUGAAUUUAAAUGUUAUAUUGGGAAAAAUAGAGAUAAUACAAUAUUAUAUGGGUAUAUGUGAAAGUUUAAAGUGAAAAUAAUUGUAGAAAAUGCCAUAAUAUUCAUUUAAAUUUGA